Anolis carolinensis (green anole) is the source of this 12839-nucleotide messenger RNA. It is a transcript of the gene lzts1, whose product is annotated as leucine zipper tumor suppressor 1. Gene Ontology annotation, cellular component: dendritic spine. Gene Ontology annotation, biological process: regulation of synaptic plasticity; regulation of dendrite morphogenesis. Bases 560 to 2404 code for a protein of 614 amino acids. The record is from RefSeq and is a predicted model, not a curated record. NCBI's taxonomy places the organism in Eukaryota, Metazoa, Chordata, Lepidosauria, Squamata, Anolidae. The transcript has 4 exons.
AAACCCAAGGGUCGCGCGUGCCGUGUCAACACAGAGGCGAGCCGGACAAGCGCAGCCCCCUCCCCCCUUCCUCGCAGACACGAAUGUCGUCAGCGUCCCCGGCGCGCGCCCCAGACAGAGACCCCCCUCGGGCUGUGCGCGCGCCCGCUUGGGUUUCCAGCCGUGAGUUGAUGCAUCCUUGGCCCCGGCUUGCAGGACGGAAGGCAGGCUCCUGGGUCUCGAGUGGAGGGAAACCCACAGGGAGGGGGUCUCAGGCUCGGCUGAUCAGAUCCAAAUAUAUCUCCAAUCGUAGAGUUGGAAAAGACCCCCCAGGGCCCUUUCUUUCCGCCAGACUAGAAGACACAAGGAAAGCCCUCCCGACAGACGCCCAUCCAGCCUCUGCUUCCACCGCACUCCCAGACAGGUGCAAAACAGCUCUUAAAAGGUCUGUCGAUCCUUGGCAAAGUGAAAUUUCUGCUAUGACCACAACACCGACCUUCUCUCCCAGCUGUCAGGACGCCCAUGAAGACAUAACCAGGGCACUAAUUGUUCUGAGUAUAGCCUCCACCCAGGAGCCAUAAUGGGAAGUGUCAGUAGCCUUAUCUCUGGGCAUAGUUUCCAUAGCAAACACUGCCGGGCAUCGCAGUACAAGCUGCGCAAGUCAUCCCACCUGAAGAAACUGAACAGAUAUUCGGAUGGGCUGCUGAAAUUUGGCUUCUCUCAGGAAACUGGCCACAAUAAGUCCAACUCAAAGGGCAACAAAAAUGAGGACUUCUUUUAUAUUAAAGUCAACCAGAAGGCUCAACGGACAGACUACGCGCCACUCUCUGGUGGGGAGCUGGGGAGCCAGGCUGCAAGGAGCAGCGUGGACUAUGGCACCGGAACACCUGCUAAACUCAAGCCAGUCUCCAACCAGCUGGAACUAGGCCCAGACAAGAAUAUUGCCAGGCCAACCGCCUUCAAGCCUGUACUCCCUCGCUCCAACACAGUCCUCCACUCGUCUCCAGAACAUGGUAGCCAUACCUCUCAGUCGCUCCAGUCCCAGGACAAAGCUAAAGAUGCGGACCUUAAGGCAGCCUUGUGCUCUGGUGGACUAUCAGACUCAGGAAGGAACUCCAUGUCAAGCCUCCCUACUCACAGCACAGCCAGCAGCUACCAGUUGGACCCUCUUGUUGCCCCAGUGGGACCCAUUAGCCGGUUUGGGGGCUCUGCCCACAACAUCACUCAGUGUGCCAUCCUUCAGAACAGUAACAUGAUGAGCCUUAAGGCCUUGUCAUUCUCUGACGGCGGCACCAAAAUCCUCAAUCCAGGCAAAACUGCUGCUGCAGCUGCCCAUCCCCAACCUCCUGAGAACUCCUGCAUCCGCUCCCCAAUCUCCACAGAGGAAUCAGCCAUCCAGGAGUUGGAGCAAAAGCUGCUGGAGAGGGAAGGUGAGUUGCAAGAGCUCCAAAGCAGCUUUGAGGAAAAGGAGAUCACCUCCUGCCAAAGCUAUGAGGAAAAGCAGAGGCGCUGCAGGGAUGAGAUGGAGCUGCUAAAGCAGAAGUGCAACAACAAGCUCAAGCAGAGCUCACAGAAGAGCCAGCGGGCGCAGCAGCUCCUGCAGCUCCAGGUCUUCCAGCUGCAGCAGGAGAAGAAGCAGCUCCGAGAGGAACUGGCCAACCUGAUGAAGGAGCAGGAUCUCCUGGAGACCAAGCUUAGGUCCUAUGAGAAAGAGAAGACCGCCUUUGCUCCAGCACUGGAAGAAACACAGUGGGAGGUUUGUCAAAAGUCUGGGGAAAUCUCUCUCCUUAAACAACAGCUGAAGGAAUCCCAAACAGAACUCAACAGCAAGAUCAAUGAGGUCCUCAACAUGAAAGCCCAACUGAAGGAUGUCCGAGGGAAGAUGGAACUACUAGAUAUGAAAAUCCAGGAUUUGGAAGAGUCGCUGCAUGCCAAGGCUGUGGAGUUGGAUGUGAGUGAAAAUGAGCUUCAGCGCAAGAAGAACGAGUCGGAACUGCUGAGGGAGAAGGUGAACUUGUUGGAGCAGGAAAUUUCAGAGCUCAGAACAGAACUGACAAUCCUCCGAGAGGAGAUGAAGUGUGGAAUGGCCCCCGGAAGCCUGGAGGCCAACGUGGCCGAGGAUGCCCAAGCCCUAUGGAGAGAAGUGGAGAAGCUGAAAGCAGAGUUGCAGGAGGAGCGGAACAACAACGAGCACAUGACAACUGGCUUCCAGCAGGAACGACAGACCUGGAAAGAGGAAAAAGAGAAAGUGAUCCAUUACCAGAAGCAGCUGCAGCAGAGUUACUUGCACAUGUACAAACGGAACCAGAAUUUGGAGAAGAUGCUUCAUGAGUUGGCUUCAGGAGAGGACGGCAAAGAGCCCUUAGAGCUUGACCUCCAGGGCACUGAUGUCCCUUAUGAGGACAUCAUUGCCACUGAAAUCUGAAGGGUGCUCAGUCUGCUUGCCUGCUCUGGAGGGGGUGGGUCACUUUCAACCAGAGGGCUAACUUAAAUCCAGGAGAACCACUUGUCCAUUGGUUGAAGUUCUUAACUGGCCAAAAUGGAUCACUAGCUGUUGUCAUGCCUCAUGGGCUUGUGUGGUGAGGCAUUGUCCCCAGUUCAUCAUGCCCAGUGCAUUUCCCUGGAAGGGAGGCCACUUCUAAUGUAUUUUAAAGAGAGACAAAGGGUGUGCAUUGCUUAUUGCCCAUUCUAUCAAAGUAGAAUCAACCCCCAGUUGAUUCUCUGGUAAAAAAAAUGCAAGUAUCUCUGUUCCAGAUGGAACAGGUGUCUCCCUCUUACCUGCAACUCAGGUGCCCAUUGCCAAGGGAUGCUGGGAAGGAAAAUUUAACUCUAUGUGCCCCCCCCAACAGCCAUAUAAAUGUCAUUACAAUUCUCCUAGAGUUUUUAAGCUGUGCAACAAGAAGUGCUCAUGUUCCAAAAAUUUCUUGGUUGCCAUGUUGAAGCACCUUGGGAAAAGCCUUUUGACUCUUGAUUCCUUUGGUUAAGAGAGAUUAACACAUGCACACAUAAAUACAGAAAUAUGAAUGUGGCAUCGUGGGUCUUCAAGAUAUCUUUUCAAUUCUCAUUGGCUGAAGUGAGAGCUAUACUCUUCUAGAGUGAAGAGGAUACAGUAUGAAGAGGAUUCUGGGGCACCUCGAGUGCAGAUGCCUCAAAGCAAGGCUAAAUUAUCAUGGGACGGUGACAUCCAUCAUCUCUAGCAAGCCAAGGGAUGAUGUAUUUUGUAGUCUAAUGUUGUCUAAAGGGCCACCAGUAUCCCACCUCUACGUUGGAAGCAGGUGGCAUUUUCUUCUAACAAAGAGAAAAACAGCUCUGCUCUGGAGUCUUCCUGAGGAGUCUUCCCUUUCUCCAGAAUAGCCACCCAAAGUGUUCUAGGCUCCUAGAAGCCAUAAUCUGGUAAUCCGUCAGUGGAUUGUUUGUGCCCGUGGCUCAUCAUUCAGUAUUACCGAAGCAGGCUAGCAGUGGGAGAGGUAUAUUUUUAUGUUUCUGUUGUGGGGUGGGCAGAACUGAAAUGUACUUGUGAUUUUGGAAUGGGAAUGUUUAUAACUGUUGAUCUAAAAUGUGGAUAUUUUUAUGGAUCUUUUUGGUAUAGUGUUUACGUUUUCACAUUCACUUCUUGUUUUGGGGCCACACAAAAGUCUCUUUGCCCUUCAUCAAGUCAUUUUGGGGGGCUGUGAAACAUCAAUGUAAUAGGCAGUUGUGCGUAUGCAUGAGAGUGUGCCUGCAGAUAGUACGGAUGAAUGUUUGUGUGGUCUAGUUUGUAUUCUACACCAUGCCAUCCAUUUAUUCCAUGUGGCCUUCUGGGACAUGCCGCACCAAGAAAGGAGUUGCAGUGUCAUUGCUGAAGUGACACUGAGAUGAACGAGAGUUCCUCACUAGACAAGAAUCAUGGAUGAUUUACACAACUUAUUUAAAGUCAUCAGUUCAGAGACCUGUAAGCAAUGGGUUGCAGAUCAGUCACCAGUUUAGAACCAUAACAGACAGUGGUUCUCAACCUGUGGGUCUCCAGAUGUUUUGGCCUUCAACUCCCAGAAAUCCCAACACCUGGUAAACUGGCUGGGAUUUCUGGGAGUUGUAGGUCAAAACAUCUGGGGACCCACAGGUUGAGAACCACUGAUUUAAAAUGUUCAUGUAUUCAUUUUAAGGUGGGAGUAACCUAUGGGGAUUAAUGCAAAAAGAGUGGUAUGGAUGAAGCUAUUCAUUGCCCACUCCAGCCCAGCCAACAUGUGCAUGUGGACACCGCUAUGCUCUUACACUUCCUCCAUGUAUUGUGUUGAUGGCUUCAGUAGGAGAACAAGACUCAUCAUAACUGUAAACAGGAUCCCAAGGCAAUGGAAAGCAUGCUAUCAUGACAAUUGUAUGUGUGCCUCUUCCCUCAGGAGCCAUUCAUGUGUUCCUCUUUCCUUACUUAUUCUCUUCCCCUCCAUGAUCCCAACUCCACACAGUAGAUCUUGUUUGUUUAUUUAUUUAUUUAUUUAAAACAUCUGUAUUCUACCUUUUAAAAAAAUCUAGAAGUUUUAACCAAAAAAAUAAAACCAUAUAUCUGUUUUCAGUUUAAAAAAAUUAAAAAUGCCAGUUCUGAAUGUAUUUUUUUAAAAAAAAACAACAACAACAAUGUACCAACAGAAGCAGCAAAUGUAUUUUUUUAAAAGCUGGGAUAGUUGAAGGCAGAGGAAGAAAUCGUUAAUCAAUAAGCUUAAACCUUCCCAGAAAGGAAGGAUUUCCCCACCCUCCUGCAACCUUUUAAAGGGGGGAAUGAUCAUCUCCUUUAUUUACUUACUUACUUACUUACUUACUUACAGUGCUUAUAUUCCGCCCUUCUCACCCAAAGGGAAGUCAGGGUGGAUUACAGAACACAUAUAUGGCAAACAUUCAGUGCCGUGAGACAUACAGGACAGAUAACAGAUAGAGGUGUGUGACAUUUUCUCAUCUUCGGCAUCCUGGAGGUUGUGCUCGAUUCUGGCCACAGGGGGUGCUGUUGCUCCAUCCUCCAUAUCGAAGCGUCCUGAUCAUAGACUUCCUCCUUUCUUUUGAUUGCCGACAUUUUCUAGUACAGUAGAGUCUCACUUAUCCAGCAGAACCUUGGAUAAGCGAAUAUUUUGGAUAAUAAGGAGGGAUUAAGGAAAAGCCUAUUAAACAUCAAAUUAAGUUAUGAUUUUACAAAUUAAGCACCAAAACAUCAUGUUAUAUAACAAAUUUGACAGAAAAAGUAGUUCAAUACGCAAUAAUGUUAUGUUGUAAUUAGUUACUGUAUUUACGAAUUUAGCACCAAAAUAUCGUGAUAUAUUGAAAACAUUGACUACAAGAAUGCAUUGGAUAAUCCAGAACCUUGGAUAAGCGAGUCUUGGAUAAGUGGGACUCUACUGUAUUUCCUUUUUAUUUCCCGCUUAAGCGGUACCUACUUUAUCUACUCACAGCUGUUUUCGAACUGCUUAAGUGGGCAGUGAGCUGGGCUGAAGGUCGGGUGCUCACCCUGACUCGGGUGCCGACCUGCCAACCUUUCAAUUGGUAAGAUUUAUUGCCACUGUGCUAAAGCCUGGUGCUUAGGAAGAGAGAUGCACAGCCUGAUCACAGUUGCACAAAACUGAGCAUUUAAAAAUCCUUAAAAAUAGCACCCCUUGUAGAUCUAUCAAAAAUUGAUCCCCUGAAGCAGAUCCUUCUGCCUUGGAGUGGACCGAGCUUUGACUGUUCCUUGUCGGCAGAGCAGGGGGCUUCCCCCUCACUGCCCCUGUUUACAUUUAUGUACUGCUUUUCCAGCAAUACUCAAAUUGCUGUAGAAGAAAAUUAAUUUCUCCAGGCACAUGAAUUAAAAUAAAGUAGGAGGCACAAAAAAGAGGCAACAAAUAAAACGAAGGGCCCAGCAUAAGGCAAAGACCCAAAUUGAUUCAAUGAAAACUUUUUUGACCUGUUCUUUAAGUGGUUUUCUCUUGUCACCAGUAAGGAAGCCCAGGAAUGGGCAAACUUUGGCCCUCCAGAUGUUUUGGACUCCAACUCCCACCAUUCCUAACAGCCUCAGACCCUUUCCUUUUCCCCCUCAGCCACUUAAGCGGAAAGGGCUUGAAGCUGUUAGGAAUGGUGGGAGUAUUGGGAAUUGAUGAGCCGUUAAGCUGUACCCUUUAAGAGGUAAAUUCCCAUUAAAAUAGCAGAGUAAAAAUGCAGCAGUGAGACUUAUGCGGUGUGAGUUUUGGAAGGCUUCUGUGUCUUCAGGAAGGCAAAAGAAUGCAAAGUUAGCUUUAAAGUUUAAAAGCAUUUAUUAAGGUAAAAAGAAAUCCAUUGGUGGAUAGAAAAGGUUUGGAGCUCUCUAAUCUGUUCUAAUACACAUAGAUGGAUUAAAAUAACAAAGGUCUAGAUAGCUACAUCUUGACUAGUAGAGGGACAAAGUGCGUCCUCUCUCUGGAACAAAGCAGGAAGCAGGAAUGGCGACCAAACCUCAUGGGUCGCUUCUUCUCUAGGGCCAUAAAUAUUCCAAAGGCCAAAUUGGGAAGUUACGUCAACCCUAGGAGAGAUCACAUUUCUAAAGCAUCAAAGGGUGGGGUUGACCUAAACAGGACAGGAAGGAGGAAACAAUAGUAAAGCCUAAUCAAAGCAUGCAUGGAACUGGGGAAGGUGUCUCUAACUCUUUUCUAGGCUUCCUAUCUAACCAUAGAGACUUAAGGAUGACAUUUUUCCAACAGGGAGUUGGGUCCAAAACAUCUGGAGGGCCAAAGUUUGCCCAUGCCUACUUUAGCCACAGCCAAAGUGGCUAAAGGAGGCUGCAGUUUCCAUCAUGGCUCUUGAAAUGUCAUUCAUGUGACAAUAAUAACAACAACAACAACAACGAAAACCUCCAUGGAGAAGUGGGCAAUUCAAAGCUAAUAAAAGCAUCUUGAAAUUGUAUCCUUAAGAGAUCAGCACAGCAUUUAACAGAUGGCAAAGUCGCUGUUGUGUUGGUUUAACAUACUGACCCCACACCGACUGCUGCAUCUAAGAACCUAUUUUUAGUAACUCCCAUUUAGACUAUGAACGUGGGUCUCGUGUUGUGAGCCAAGUUCUUGGUAUGACCGCUACCACCGUAUGUUAAGCCAAGUCCUGAUUUUCUGCACUUAAGUCUAAACGUGCCAAUUUUAUUUUAUUUUAAGCCAAGUUUGGCACUCAUUUUGCCUCUUAUAAUAUCCUCAUACAUCUUCCAAAAUAAGGCAGAAAUGCAUCUGCUCUUCCUGCUCAUCUCAUGCAGGGUUGUCCAAAUGCAAAAUUGACCUGCCAAACUCUGAACACAAAGGCAAACCUAGGGUUUCUCAACACCAAUAAUGGUACAGGGUUGGAUCCAACCUAAUUUGCACUGAACUUUGUGCCCAAAUAUAUUCACGAUUAACCAGAGUCCCCUUGAUGUUGAUGGGUCUUGUUUGUCGAGAUCAAGGGAACUUCAGUUAGUUGUGUGUAAAUUGGUUCGCAGCUGGAUAAGGAGCCAUGGUGGCACAAUGGGUUAAACCCAUUUGCUGGCUGGACUGCUCACCUGAAAGUUAGGUUGCUGACCUGAAGGUUGCUGGUUGGAAUCCAUGAGACAGGGUGAGCUCCCAUCUGUCAGCUCUAGCUUGCAGGGACAUGAGAGAAGCCUCCCAGCAGGAUGGCAACACAUCCAGGCAUCCUCUGGGCAACGUCUCUGUGGACUGCCAUUUCUCUCACACCAGAAGCGACUUGCAGUAUGUUCUCAAGUCGCUUCUGACACGAUAAAAAAACUAGAUAUCAGAAUCUAUACCAAUGUUUUGUGAUUCAAAACACCGUCUAAUAUCUUCUACAACCAAAGAAUUAUUGUUCAGCAUCUUCGGAGGCACCAUCUAGGAAAGAAUAAUCUGCACAAGACGUGUACAUUCUACACUCAUUUACUCUGAACAUUUGAAGCUUUCUGAAGAUGAUUGAAUGCUCUUUAGUGUUGCCAUAUCUCCGGGAAAACCAGACAAACAGCCUGGUUUAGUUCCUGUGCAGAGAUUUAGAGGCUUGUUAUAUAGCAUGGGAAACCUGUUAUGACCUGGAGAUAAGCAUAAUCCUUUGUUGCUGAAGAUCUGAGGGCUGUCACUUAAAAGAAUUACAAGAGCUGGUUUAAAUGGGUGAACAAGUUGUGCUCUUCCAGAUGUGGUCGGAGUGCAGUUCCCAUUGGCUGCUCUAUCUGCAGCAUAGUCACUGCAGUCCAACAACAUCUGGAAGUCACAGGUUGACCAUUUUUCAUUCCAAAUGUGGGCACUUUCAAGGUUGCUUAUUGAAUCUUUCUCUGAUUGGCUUGUAUAGGACUUUUAGUCAGCUGUCUCUAGUUUGGAAAAGACUAGAUGAAAUGUCCUCUUCCACGCAAAAACAAUAAAGGAGGACACAUCUUAUUUCACAUCUGAUCAGCCUAAACCUUCUUUCAAUGUCUUCUAUUUUGUGGUGCUUUUUGGAAGUUGGCGUUUGUAUGGGUGUGCUUUCAACCACCUAUCAAUUUGUGGAAAUUCCAUUAUUACGUAGGGUUUUCUUGGGCAAGGAAUACCCAGAUGUGGCUUACUAUUGUCUUCCUCUGAAAUGCAGCAUAAAGCAGCUUAGUUUCCUUGGUCUCCCACCCAAGUACUGAAUAAGUCCAACCCUACUUAGCUUCUGGGACAGGAUCCACACUGCCAUACCAUCCAGAUUCAGACUGCAGAUUAACUGCAAUGGGUUAUAUGGUAUUGUAGCACUAUCUUGAGAUCAAAUGGAACGUGGAUAUUACUAAGAAUCGUAUUUACUCCAUGCAGUCUCAAACGUAGACAAAUGAGACUGUUUAGAUGACAAAUCCCGGGCUGUUGCCCAAAAACUUAACUUCCUCACCCUCUGCGAAUGAUUGAGAUCAUUGCAAAAUUGCACUGGCAAUUAUAAAUCAUCCUUGGGCUUGUGAACAUGAAAGCCUAGUAGUGUUCUCCUCCCCUCUGCCAGCCAGCCUCUUAAUUGGGUUUAAGCACAUAUGUUUCUGAUUAGCAAAAUUUGCAUUGUUCUUGGCAGUCUUGGGAGGGGAAAACCCAGCAGCCUGUGCUCCCAGCAAAACUGCUGGCAGCCGGGGGGGGGGGGGGGGGGCUAAUUGCCUUUGGGAUGGCAGAGUCCGCCUGCUGUCGUCCUGCUGAGCUAGUGAUGGUUUCCUGGGGCGCCUGGCUUUCCUUUCUCUUCCCACUCACCUCGCCUUAGGCCUUGGGUACCAGCUGUUGGCUGGCAUUAACAUGAGAGGGGUUUACUAUAUUUGCCUAUUUCAGCCCCUUUCUUUCAAAGUGCUUCUAAUACACAUUUGCACAUCCAGUUGCUAACCCUGCUGCAAAUCAAAAAGUGACAUGGUUGCAUCAGAUUUUAGUUUUUGUAGUUAGUAAAGGUAAAGGUUUCCCCUGACGUUAAGUCCAGCCAUGUUCAACUCUGGGGGUGUUGCUCAUCUCCAUUUCUGAGUCGACAAGCCGGCGUUGUCUGUAGACACCUCCAAGGUCAUGUGGCCGGCAUGACUGCGUGGAGCGAUGUUACCUUCCCGCCGGAGCAGUACCUAUUGAUCUACUCACAUUUGCAUGUUUUCAAACUGCUAGGUUGGCAGAAGCUGGGGCUAACAGUGGGUGCUCAUCCCACUCCCCAGAUUUUUACCUGUGACCUUUUGGUCCGCAAGUUCAGCAGCUCAGUGCUUUAACACACUAUGCAUCUUUAAUUCAUCUCCAGCUUAGGGCAACUUGAAAGCAGAUCUAUCACAGGAAUUUCCUGGAACAAUUUCUUCUUCUGAGUCUGUGAGAGUGUGACUUUCCUAAAGUCAUGCAGUGAAUCUGAGGAGGGAUUCAAACAGCAGUCUAGUCAUAGUCCAGCACUCAAAUAUCUAUACCAUGCUGACUCUAGGUUUUAGCCAGAGACCUAGAUCCCCAGCCUCAUUAAAAUAACUGGAAUUAUGUAUGUGUUGAUUCAACAUUCAACAAUUUUUUUUAAGGGAUCAACUCUACUUGAGACCAAACAACAAUAUCAAAAAUGAGGAGCAUGUAUCAUGAUAUGAACCUUUUGUAUUGAAUAUAUUGUCCUUAUAGCAUGGAUAAUGUUUCCCCUGAAAUCCAUUCUGUUCCGAUACUUGAACUGCAGAGUGCUCAGUUCUCUAAUCGUAGCCAUUCAGAUAUUACAUUUAGGCUGGAUAUGUCAAUGUGUUCACUACUGCAAAUAUUUCCAUACUAAUCUGGAGAGGAAGAGAUGUUGGUUUGUAAACAUUAUCCCAGGAAUUCUGUACAUGGAAAAUGUGCAUCUACCAAGCCUCAUGUCUAUAGAUCGCCUACUUUCCCCUACCUGCGUGCCCAGCCUAUGCCCACUUCUAUGCAGCUGUUGGUUUUAUAAUUGGGUGAAAAGAUGGCCGUAUAUUUUUUCCACAUUUCUUUUUUAAAAAAUGUGUACAUUUUAUACCCGCACUCAAAACCCAUGAGCAUUGGGUUGUUGUAUGUCUUUUGGGCUGUGUGGCCAUGUUCCAGAAGUAUUCUCUCCUGACGUUUCGCCCACAUGUGGGCGAAACGUCAAGAGAGAGUACUUCUGGAACAUGGCCACACAGCCCGAAAGACAAACAACAACCCUGUGAUCCCGGCCAUGAAAGCCUUCGACAACACCAUGAGCAUUGCUUGCAAACAUUCCUCCAUGUUGUAAACUGUGCUUGUAGGCAUGCUUUGUGUCCAUUUAAAGUGGUAUUUCUCUCUGCUUUUCAUAGAAUCAUAGAAUAGUAGAGUUGGAAGAGACCUCAUGGGCCAUCCAGUCCAACCCCCUGCCAAGAAGCAGGAAAUCGCAUUCAAUGCACCCCCGACAGAUGGCCAUCCAGCCUCUGCUUAAAAGCCUCUAAGGAAGGAGCCUCCACCACAGCCCGGGAAAGAGAGUUCCACUGCCGAACAGCCCUUCUCACAGUGAGGAAGUUCUUCCUGAUGUUCAGGUGGAAUCUCCUUUCCUGUAGUUUGAAGCCAUUGUUCCGCGUCCUAGUCUGCAGGGCAGCAGAAAACAAGCUUGCUCCCUCCUCCCUAUGACUUCCCUUCACGUAUUUGUACAUGGCUAUCAUGUCUCCUCUCAGCCUUCUCUUCUGCAGGCUAAACAUGCCCAGCUCUUUAAGCCGCUCCUCAUAGGGCUUGUUCUCCAGACCCUUAAUCAUUUUAGUUGCCCUCCUCUGGACGCUUUCCAGCUUGUCAACAUCUCCCUUCAACUGUGGUGCCCAGAAUUGGACGCAGUAUUCCAGGUGUGGUCUGACCAAGGCAGAAUAGAGGGGGAGCAUAACUUCCCUGGAUCUAGACGCUAUUCCCCUAUUGAUGCAGGCCAGAAUCCCGUUGGCUUUUUUAGCUGCUGCAUCACAUUGUUGGCUCAUGUUUAACUUGUUGUCCACGAGGACUCCAAGGUCUUUUUCGCACACACUGCUGUCGAGCCAGGCGUCCCCCAUUCUGUAUCUUUGAUUUCCAUUUUUUCUGCCGAAAUGAAGUAUCUUGCAUUUGUCCCUGUUAAACUUCAUUUUGUUAGUUUCGGCCCAUCUCUCUAGUCUGUCAAGAUCGUUUUGAAUUCUGCUCCUGUCUUCUGGAGUGUUAGCUAUCCCUCCCAGUUUGGUGUCGUCUGCAAACUUGAUGAUCGUGCCUUCUAACCCUUCGUCUAAGUCGUUAAUAAAGAUGUUGAACAGAACCGGGCCCAGGACGGAGCCCUGCGGCACUCCACUUGUCACUUCUUUCCAUGAUGAAGAUGACGCAUUGGUGAGCACCCUUUGGGUUCGUUCGCUUAGCCAAUUGCAGAUCCACCUAACCGUAGUUUUGUCUAGCCCACAUUUUACUAGUUUAUUUGCCAGAAGGUCGUGGGGGACUUUGUCGAAGGCCUUACUGAAAUCCAGGUAGGCUACAUCCACAGCAUUCCCUGUAUCGACCCAACUCGUAACUCUAUCGAAAAAAGAGAUCAGAUUAGUCUGGCAUGACUUUUAGCUUUCUAGGAAGUGCCAGAAAUAGAUAGAUGCCAGAAUACCAAAGUGUGUCUGGUUCAUGACAUAAUCUAUGUCAUUUCAAUAGAGAAAAAUGUAAAGGAAAGCCCACAAAGCACAUUCCCUGCCUAUUCCUCCCCUACCACUGUAUGCUACAUAAUGUUAUGAAAUGGAGUACCUUCCCUUAUGUAGCAUACAGCGGUGGGGGAAUCCAUCCUUUCUCCAUCACUGAGUGUGAUUUCCUGAGAGCAAUUAAAACAUUUUUGGAGAGGUUCUGGUGGACCUUCAAAUUUUCCCUUCCUUCUUUUUGUUGAUGGCACCCUUUAGUAUGCCUAGGAAAAAGACGAGGUGCGUAGAUAAUAUUGUUUCUUCCCCUUUCCUUGCUGCCUGCUCAUUGGGAGACAAGUAGCCAACAGUCGGCAACAAGAAGAGCUGAAGAUGGUCAAGAAUUUCCAAAAUUAGAAGCCAGCCCUUGGCUUGGAUGUGCCCCUCGGUAAGUGCCCCAAAAUACCAGCCUAUGCCCUGAGUCAUCCUGACUGAGAGUCCCAUUGCCCUGUGGUUAAAGCUGUUAAUCUCAAAUACAUGAAUGGUCUGUAAACCAAGACUCUGUUCCUAAAGUGCAGGAAAACAUCAUGGAGAUGACAAGGAAUACUGCCAUAUUCCACCUUCCCCAUGUAAUGACACUGAGGGCUGCCUUUGCACUAAUGAUGUGUUUCUAAUUCUGACAGUACACACAUUGUCAGCAUGUCAUUUGCCUGGCCUGUCCCAAUCUGGGAGAAAGCUAGCACACUGGCUAUAUUAUUAUUAUUAUUAUUAUUAUUAUUAUUAUUAUUAUUAUUAUUAUUAUUACAUUUAGUUCAUGGCAGCUUUUUUAAAAAAAAAUGUUUCGCUCUGGUGACCAAUGUAAACUAAUUCUAUGUUUUUAUGUAUAAAUAAAUUUGUUUAAACCAUA